AGAGCAACCAGCCUGGAUCAGUCAUUCUGGCACAUCAACAAUUCUGACGUUGGACCUCAGAACAUUUCCAUGCUGUCACUGUCGUACAAUAGGUCAAAUGCAUCCCAAGUUCAAGUGGGCACCGGUUAUCGGUGAUGGAUACCUGCCUGGCUGUUUCGGUUGCACCCGACCACUCAGAGUUGCUAUACGGAUUGGCAUGCAAGGUUAGUAUUCAGCUAGCCGCGGAGUCACACCACGAGGACAAACCGACGUCAACCCACGAUCAGACACGUUCCAGCUCUCAGGAUUUCUGUCCUCAAAUAUCCUCAUGGACCCCUCAGCUGCCUGCUGUUUGAAAAAAACCCAUAUCCAUACCUAACCAAAUGCUUUUAGGCUUAAGCUCGACCUCAAUGAUCGACGACGGCUACAGCAAUGAAGGAAAUGCAAUGCAAAGAGCCAUCAGGCAGGACCCAAUGUCUAUAACUCUUGAUGGCCCGGCUAUUUUCACGCUUGCUACAUCUCUCGCACUAAGUGUGCAUUUCUUUCAACCCUCACUUAUUGCCUUGGUUACUGCUGUCGCCCCAAUUCUCCUCUACAUCCGAAAUGAUUUCCACAAUUAUCUCAAGCUAGGUCCUGGUGGGACACCAGCAACCUUUCAAGGCUAUCUCAAGAUCAACUGGCUGAGGCUAUGGACUCUGAAAGAUCCGCUUGAACCCCCCGAACCUGAUGCAAGCAGCUAUCCAUCGGCAGGAAUCUUGAGCAAGAACCCUCUCCCUCUUCGAUGUGGUCCACGGCCAACAGUGGUGGGCAUUGCACCUCAACGACAGAUUGACCAGCAAGGACCUAGAGAAUGCUACCUGGCGCUACGAGAGAUCCUGGAAAACCAUGGCAAGAAGCACGACGACGUUAUUGGUCUCGGCACUUCAUGCUUCGAGAAGCACGGUCUAGGUCUAUUCGCACGACAUCCUGUCAAUUACACUUGUGCAGGGGAGAUAUGCCAUGUACACAAUUCAGACCAGUCGAUGCAUAUGACUCUGCACCCAGAUGAUGUGAGGGAGGUAUUACUCAAGGGCUGGGGUCAAAGGCAUCCACUUGCGUGUAGGGGCAGGUGGUUCAAGAUGCCCGUACCAAGACAGUUUGUCAUGAUCUAUUCUCCAAGGACUAUGGACGAGGUCAAGAUCGUGUGCAAAAUCAUCGAAGCUGCAGGUUGGUGGUGCAUGGCAAAGGACCAACACAUCAAUACGUUUGGAAAUGCUGAUAACUGAAUUUUUUGAUGCUCAAGCAUGCUGUCAUGAGAAGCGUUGAGAUGUCUGUCUCCUGAAUUCAAAAGCAAGAUACCAAUUCAAUUAC
Messenger RNA from Truncatella angustata, 1329 nucleotides. RefSeq lists its product as uncharacterized. The record is from RefSeq and is a predicted model, not a curated record. The transcript is spliced from 2 exons. Lineage: Eukaryota; Fungi; Ascomycota; Sordariomycetes; Amphisphaeriales; Sporocadaceae. Bases 363 to 1244 code for a protein of 293 amino acids.